This is a messenger RNA of Alternaria burnsii, 2661 nucleotides long. RefSeq lists its product as uncharacterized. The coding region runs from base 1 to 2661 and encodes 886 amino acids. Gene Ontology annotation, cellular component: DNA replication preinitiation complex. Gene Ontology annotation, biological process: DNA replication initiation. NCBI's taxonomy places the organism in Eukaryota, Fungi, Ascomycota, Dothideomycetes, Pleosporales, Pleosporaceae. The record is from RefSeq and is a predicted model, not a curated record. The transcript has a single exon.
AUGUUACGCUCGGCCUCCGAUACGCCAACUCAACUUUUACGACUUGCUGCCAAACUUGACGAAUCCAAGGCCCAACUGCCUUCGAAGCAGAUGAGAGACUCUCUCUGUGGACUGGGAACCUUUAACGAGCCCUUCACGAUCAGGGCUCAUUCCGAAUCGCCGUACAACAACAAGCCCGUUACAUUCAGACCCGUGCGAAUAAUCGGGCGUUCUCAGCUGCCUUUGACCUUCCUCGACCUUUCCACCGAUGACGACUUCACCCCAAAUAGCCUCUUCGCCGCCCAAAUCGACAUCCUGGAACACGAGACCGAUACACAACAAGAUCAUGCAGGCCCCAGGAUACUCGUUGCGCGGCUCGAGGAGAAGAAUACAUUAUACGCAGUAGAGCGGGUACAACCCCGCGUCUAUAGUAUAUGCAGGCUUGCCAGCUGGCUCAAGGAGAAAGACGUUACGGACUUGUGGAAUCCUACGAAUCUCAAAGUGCUGCCAGCUCGCCCGAAGACGGAGGCGGAUACGGCUGGGCAGGGGAAAUGGUGGCAUCAAGCCGCGGUGGAGACGCACGCGCUGGAAUUACCAGCGAAACGAGCGCGGAUGACAAUGAUACGACCGAAAUCACGACAAGAGACGACGAUCGAACAAGUUCAACAGCCUGAAAUGACUAUUGAAGCUUCGGGGAUCGAGCAUUUGGACAUGAUUCCUACCGAACACCCUCUAGAGUCUAUGCUCGACGCACCAUCGCCACAAGAGCAACUUGACCUAUUGGUUCAACACUACUUGGACGCAGUCUACAUGUCCAAGACCUCGCUUGCAUACCUGGUGAAGGGUCCAAUCACUCGGAUACGGAACACAUUCACGUCAGCGGAGGAAGGAGCUCCGGCAACGCAUGAACUCGUUACAUUCUUGAAGACUAUGUUGCCAAGUCCCAAGGCCAGCGAAAAGAAAUAUCACGAGAAACUGCCAUCGUUGAUCAGGGAGAUACCACCCGGAAGCUACUCAGAUGAUGAGCACGCUGCAGUUGCUAGCAAGCCCAAGAAGUUAAAGAAAAAGCUGAAGCUCAGUCGAGAGGGCAUAUAUCCACAAGAAGAGGCAUUGGUCAAGAAAUGGUGGCAGUCAGAAUUGCCAAGCGGCGACAGCAUGGCUACGGAGACCCUAGAUCAGCGCAUCAGGAGGCGUAUUGGAGAUCUACGUGUCCGCGAGACGCUGGCUCAGCUGAUUCUCAUGCUCGAAAUUAUCGCACUAGAAGCACUCUCCACACACAAGCCACCUCCAGACCAACACUCUAUUGCGGACGGAACUCAGACUCAAAGCGAGCCGAAGAAGCGCAAGAAGAAACUCGACGACAUUAACUUGCAGCUCGAUUUGCUACUUGACAAACUCUGCAUUUGGCAUGCUACAGAAGAGAUGGGCAUACUAGACUUUGAUACAAAGCCAUCAAGACAGGACGCUUCCGACGGAUCUGGAAGAAACGGUUCCAGUGAUCGCUUACACAGUUUCUGCGUCGAAGUCAUAAUCCCCUUCUACAUCAAUCGACUACCUGAGCAGGCGCUCAUGGUCAAUAAGAAGCUUGGUGGACCCACGCAUAGCUUACCAACCAAACGGAAGGCAGCGAGACCGCCACUCAGCUCUCGUAAAUCCGGGAGUUUGAAAGAACCCGAGGCGAAGAAGUCACGACGCUCGUUAGCUCGUGUUGCGACAGACAAUACCGGACGGACCGUUGAACGAACAACACCUUCGCUGAGCCGAUCUGCCACCGAUUCGGCACUUCUAGACGGCAUCAAACGAGAGGGUAGCGAGGUCCCACUUUCCGCCAUACCUUUUCGACGGAGUCCGUCUAAGAGCGCCCGGCAAUCCAUGUCUCAGAUCCGACAUUUGCAGGGCCGCCAAAUCGAUCUCGCCCAGCCGUCGGCUGCUGCAUCAGCUAAGAUUAAGCACAAGCAGCGAGUCGAGGAAGAUCUCCAGGAGGCUAUACUAGCGCUGAAGAAGCCCAACCGUGGACUAGCUGCUGGUGGCUACGUUGCCGACCUCGAGCAACGCGGGCUGGGCUUGCCCAACAAGUCGAGGAAGCCAACAGUUACUGUGAGGAAGACCAUAAAAGAAGUCCAGGUGUCUGCAACGCCCCGAGUCAACAAGAGAACGAAGAAUAUGGUUGAGCAGACGCCGACCCACCACCACUACGACCCGUUCGUUAGGCCUCCCGGGGCGGAAGCACCUUCUUCCAGCGGAUUCUGCGUGCCGUCUUCAGGAGUGCGUCCACCAGCUGCGAUGGUGCCGGCAACGGGCCACCGCCACACGACGGCUCGAAAUCUAGCGCAGUCGGGCAUUGCCGAGACACCGUCCAAGGCACCAAACAGCCAACCUUUCUCUACGGAUUCAGUCCGGAGGAAGAUCUUCGCAACUCCGUUGAAGGCGGCGGCACCUUCUUUGGGCAGCAGAGAUCUUGCGCAGUCGCACGUGUUUGAGACACCUGUCAAAACUCGAGGUAGUUCACCUCAUGACGACACCGACUUUGCACUUCCUACGCUUUUUGCUACACCUACCAAACCUUUGUUUGCCCCAGUAACUGAAGUCGCCCCCGCAGUACUCGCUGCAGUGGACAAUGAUACCGUUGAGCCGUCGAUAUACGAUGCUCUGGGAUGGAACGACGACAAUGAUGGCUUCUGA